Molecule: messenger RNA, 2214 nt
Organism: Sebastes umbrosus (honeycomb rockfish)
Lineage: Eukaryota; Metazoa; Chordata; Actinopteri; Perciformes; Sebastidae
Product: translation initiation factor IF-2-like
Exons: 2
Coding region: 160-1617 (485 amino acids)
Biological process (GO): protein homooligomerization
Cellular component (GO): membrane
Source: RefSeq, a predicted model, not a curated record
UGCUGCACAUAUAAAUCGAGCGCACCCCAGCUAGCUGAAACCACCCGCAGCCAGAGACACAGAGAGAGCGCAUAACAGGCCGAGAGAGGAGAGAAGACAACAACGCAUUAUAGACGAAUUACCAUCGAAGCACACACACAAACCGACUAUUCACGGGGCAUGAUGGGGAGGUUGUGUGAGGUGGCUCUUGUGUCCCUUCUUGUUGUGUUCCUCCUGAACACUGAGUCCACAUGGGCUAAGAGAGGGACCAGCAGCAGCAGCAGCAAGAAGACCUCGUCGUCUUCCAACAACAGGGGUGGGUCAAAACCAUCUCCGUCCUACCCCCGACAGCCGCAGAAUCCUAACCGGAACACCAAUCCGUACCCUGGUGGUGGAAGUUACCCUGGUGGUGGAAGUUACCCAGGAGCAGGCAACACUAAUCCGGGAGGGGCUCCCAGACAAAACCCACCGAGUUAUCCAGGAGCCGGUAGUAACCCCAACCAGUAUCCGGGUAGAGCCAAUCCUGCAGGUAAUCCUAACCAGAACCCUGCGGGGGGAUAUCCGGCUGCAGGUGGAUAUCCGGCCGCUGGGGGGUAUCCGAACCAAAACCCGGCGAGAGGGAAUUAUCCAAAUCAAAAUCCAGCUGCAGGAGGCUACCCAGCAGCAGGUGGCUAUCCUAACCAACCAGGCAGAGCUGGAAACCCAGGAGGAUAUCCUAACCAGAACCCAGGAGGAGGCUACCCAGCAGGAGGAGGCUACCCAGCAGGAGGAGGCUACCCAGCUGCAGGAGGCUACCCAGCUGCAGGAGGCUACCCAGUCAGAGGGGGAAAUACAGGACAGGGUUGGGGUCAGCCUGGGGGAUACCCUGGGGGUCAGCCUGGGGGAUACCCUGGGGGAUACCCGGGUGGUGGAGGGAUGGGUGGUGGAGGGAUGGGUGGUGGUUACCCCAACUGGAACCCGAAUAAUAAGAUCCUCAGUCCCCGCUAUGGCGGAGGAGGCUAUGGAUACGGUGGUAAUCAAGGGAUGGGAGGGUCUCCUUUCUCUCGAUCUGUAUCGAGUAUGGGUUACCAGCCCCAGUCUUCAGGUUUCGCCAAAAAAGCCAUGCUGGCAGCAGGCGUCGGCGCCGUUGCGGGAAUGGCCGUCGGAUACGGACUCGGGCGCUUCCCUCGACCACACUUCAAUUUCCGCAACCCCGAAGAAGAGCAGUACUACAACAACUACAUGUACAAGCGCUACGGCACCCAAUCCACGGAUGAAAAAGACUUUGGCCGCGAUUACGUCUACAAGCCCCCGCCACGGGCAGAGACUUACGACAAGUUCAUGGGUAGCUGCAUGAACAGGACUGACCUUCUCAAAGAUCAGGGGAGCAGCUCCACCAAGCCUAAAAGUCCGGGCGGAGGCGACAAGGAUGAUGGCGACACCGUCGGCAUUGAGGAGAUCGGAUACCCGGCCCUGAUUCAGCAACUGAAGGCCCGGCGCUGCGUUGAGCUGUACAUGGUCUACUCCGAGCGCUUUCUGGAGGAACGAAAAGCCGAGCAACAAACCCAGGGAAAUCGCAGCAGCCCUCUGAGCGACGGGGUGAUCCAACUCUUCACCUCCCUCCUCAUGCUACUCUCCAGCAUACUCCUUCUCCAGUGAGAAUAAUUAGGUGUCCUUUUUCCAUACCCCAAAUGGAUUCUACUUCCUUUACUAUAUCUGCACGUCCACAUUCUGCUAAUGUAACUCCAUAGAAAGCUCUCUGGAUCAUAUGUAGUCAAUCUAUUAUCGCCGCAGAAAACUAGUAACAAAAUGCUCAUGUGUAUAUACUGUAGUAACUAAAGGAGUCAAUUUUACAGUUAGAUCAUCAGUUGUGUGUUGUACACUAUUUUUUCUGUUAAUUCUUUCAAGAAUUUAGUUAGCAUCUCUGUUACUUUGCACUUUUUUACUCCAUGUUAUUAAGCACUGAAUGCAUAGAAAACAGAUUCAUGUGGUUCAGUCAUUGUGACAGUACUGUAUGUCUGCUACUGUGUAAAAUAGGAAUGUGACAUUAAGGGUUUUAUAUAUGUACAAAAAACAUCCAACUAACAUCGUUCAUGUAACUGUUUCACCUGUACCGGACAAUUCAACAGAUAGAUUUUUCAAUUGGUUAAUUUGUUUUCAUCAAAUAUAAAAGAAUGUUUAACUUGGAUCCAUUUAAAAAAAAAAACAACAACUGGGCUUUCAAAGCAGAUUUUCAGAUCGUCAGUGCAAAGUGCA